ACAUCUACCAAAUCCACACUCAAACACUAUCCACGACGUCGUUUCAUCGCAUCCACAAAACAUAACAAACGGUGCGCACAGCUCAAAUACACACAGAUAGAUAAUACGCGGAGCCAGAGAGUUGCUAACGACGUCGUUCCGGUUCAAUUCCCGGUUAAUCGGAAACGUGAAACGCAAUGUCUGACCAGAAGAACCGGUGGAACUGGGAUGUGGCCGGUUUUGAAUCGAAAAGACCGGUGGCGGUGGAGUCUGGCGAUCAGAAGUCGCCGCCGUUGGUGCGGAGAUACUCCAUAGCGUCGCCGUUAGCGCGUCCUCAUUUCGAUGUCGCCAAGCAGAGAGCGGUGGUUACCAAACUUAGUAAAUUGAAGGACAAGGUUCAGGUCACAAAAGAUGAUUAUUUAAAGUUGAGAAAAGAAGCCAGCAAUUUCAAAGAGUACUCUUAUACAGAACUCGAUAACGUGAUUUCUUAUCUACAUGUUCUUGCUGAGAAGACUCAUAAGCUAGAUCAGGCUGCAGUUGAAACAGAAUCUAGAGCUUCGCCGCAGUUAGAUGAGAAUGGGAGAUUGUAUAAUGAGUCAUUGACCACUAAAGGAAACAUAAAGGUGUUUUGUCGAACAAGGCCACUUUUUGAUGAUGAAGGUCCAUAUGUUGUUGAAUUUCCGGAUGAUUACACAAUUCGUGUCGGUACUGAUGAUGAUAAUUUAUCCAAUGCAAAGAGAGAUUUUGAAUUUGAUAGAGUUUACCGACCUCAUGUUAGUCAAGCUGAAAUUUUCAGUGAUGUUCAACCAUUGGUGCAGUCAGCUCUGGAUGGAUAUAAUGUUUCAGUUUUUUGUUAUGGACAAAGUCAUUCAGGAAAGACCCACACUAUGGAAGGAUCUAGCUCUGAUAGUGGUCUGUAUGGCAGAUGCUUUGAAGAGCUUUUUGAUGUAUCCAACUCAAAUACAGCUUCUGGUUCUCGAUUUGAUUUCUGCCUUAGUGUUUUCGAACUAUACAAUGACCAGGUUAGAGAUCUGCUUUUAGUAUCUGGAGCCGGCAAGUCAAAAGUUCAGGUGGGGACCUUUGGGUCUGAAGAUUCCUUCAUAAAUCUUUUACAAGAAAAGGUUGAUAGUCCACAGGAAUGCUCCAAAGUUCUAACUACAGCGUUACAGAAUCGGGGAGCUGACGUAUCAAAGUUCAAUGUUUCUCAUCUGAUCAUUACCAUUCACAUUUAUAAUAAAAACUUGAUCACGGGUGAAACUGUCUGUAGCAAGAUUUCAUUAGCUGACUUGGCUAGUAGCAGCAGCUUAAACCUGCAAGAUGAUGAUGGGGAGCAAGCAAAAGACUUGCUGCAUGUCAUGAAAUCACUAUCAGCGUUGGGGGAUGUUAUGACUUGCUUGACCUCAGAAAAGGACCUUGUCCCUUAUGAGAAAUCGACACUGACGAAAGUUCUUGCAGAUUCAAUAGGUGGAAGCUCAAAAACUUUGAUGAUUGUUAAUGUGUGUCCAAACAAGUCAAAUUUGACAGAGACUUUAGCAUCUCUUAAUUUUGCUGCCAGAGCUCGAAAUGCUACACUAGGCCGUGGCGAUAGGGAUACAAUUAAGAAAUGGAUGGAUGUGGCAAAUGAUGCACGAUGGGAGAUGUAUGAGAAGGAGAAGGAAUGUAAUGACUUAAAACAAGAGGUUAUGUUUGUAAAAAAAGCACUAAAGCAUGCAAAUGAUCAGUGCGUACUACUCUUUAAUGAAGUUCAAAAGGCAUGGAAAGUUUCAUUCACAAUACAGUCUGAUCUGAAGGCUGAAAACAGUAUCUUGGCUGAGAAACAUAAGACAGAAAAGGAUCAGAAUGCUCAGCUUAGAAAUCAAGUUGCUCAACUUUUAAGGGUGGAGCAAGAUCAGAAAUUACAGCUACAACAAAGGGACUCAACAAUUGAAACUUUGCAGGAUAAACUAAGAAGCGUCGAAUUAGAACUGAAUAAAGCUCAUCUGUCUAAUGAUGACAAGUCAACAAUGAACUUGGACUCGAGGAUGGUGGCUCAACCAACUUCCAAUGCAAAUAGUCAGGACAUGGAUUCUGUAUCUGUCACCAAAAAACUGGAAGAAGAACUUUUAAAACGUGAUGCACUGAUCGAGAGAUUGCAUGAAGAAAAUGAAAAGUUAUUUGAGAGAUUAACGGAAAAAGCAGCUUCAGCCAGAUCAGCACAGGUGUCAAAUUCCUCACCCAAAUUAGUAAAUAAUGGUCAGGCUGGAAAUAGUGGGAGGAAUGAUACUACUGGUAAAGGUCGUCUAGCAGCUUCUUCCCCUUCUCCAGCCACAAAUAAGAUUGAGGGAAGUACUGCCUUGGUCAAGGCAGGUCCGGAGAAAGGCAAGACAACUCCCGCCGGAGAAUAUCUAACUUCGGCCCUGAAUGACUUUGAUCCAGACAAAUAUGAUGGUCUUGCCACCAUUUCAGAUGGAGCUAACAAACUAUUGAUGCUGGUCUUGGCUGCUGUCAUAAAAGCAGGAGCUUCCAGAGAACAUGAGAUACUUUCUGAAAUAAGAGAUGCUGUCAUUUCAUUUAUUCGUAAGAUGGAGCCAAAGAGGGUAAUGGAUACUGUGCUGGUUUCGCGUGUUAGGAUUUUAUAUUUAAGAUCUUUGCUUUCUAGGUCGCCUGAGCUACAAUCCAUCAAGAUUCUUCCUGUUGACCGCUUUUUGGAGAAAGCCAACAACGGACGUAGCAGAAGCGCCAGCAGAGGUAGCAGCCCUGGCAGAUCUCCUUCACGUCUUGAUUCCAACAUGAGAAAUGCACUUGUUGAAGAACACAUACAUCGCUUUAAAAUAAACAUAAAGCCAGAAAAGAAGUCAAAGUUAUCAUCAGUAGUUCUCAAAAUACGUGGAAUUGAUCAGGAAGCAUGGAGACAUCAUAUGACUGGUGAAAAGCUUAGAGAAAUUACUGAUGAAGCCAAAGCCUAUGCUGUUGGAAACAAGGCCCUUGCUGCUCUGGUCGUUCAUACCCCUACAGGUGAGCUGUUGCGUCAAAUCAGCUCUUGGCUUGCCGACAACUUCGACUUUCUCUCCGUCACUUCAGAAGAGGGACCAACUGGUCAGAUAGAACUUCUUUCCACCGCAAUCACAGAUGGUUGGAUGGCUGGACUUGGAGUUGCAAUGCCUCCCAGUACUGAUGCUCUUGGACAGCUUUUAGGAGAGUAUGCAAAGCGUGUGUAUAAUUCUCAAUUGCAACACCUGAAGGACAUUGCUGGUACACUGGCUACUGAAGUUGCAGAAGACUCUUUACAAGUAGCAAAAUUGCGUUCAGCUUUGGAAUCUGUCGAUCACAAAAGACGAAAGUUGUUGCAACAAAUGAGGAAUGAUGAAGCAUUGUUGACACUACAAGAUGGUGGUUCACCUAUUCGAAAUCCUUCAACUGCUGCUGAGGAUGCACGUCUAGCAUCUUUAAUAUCUCUUGAUGUCAUAUUGAAGCAAGUCAAGGACAUUGUCAGGCAGUCCUCUGUGAACACGCUGGCUAGAAGUAAGAAAAAAGCAAUGCUUGCUUCUUUAGACGAACUUGAAGAAAGGAUGCCAUCCCUGCUUGACGUAGACCACCCUUGUGCCCAAAUGCACAUUGCAGAAGCUCGUCAUGCUGUAGAGAUAAUUUCUGAAGAGGACGAUAUCAUCCAAGAAACGCCAGAUGCUUCCAAAGUAACUGCAGAUACCGGGCCUGCAGCUGAAAUUGAUGUAGCUCAGUGGAACGUCCUCCAAUUUAAUACAGGAUCUACAACCCCAUUUAUUAUCAAAUGUGGCGCUAAUUCCAAUUCUGAGCUGGUCAUUAAAGCUGAUGCUCGUGUUGAAGAACCCAAAAGUGGCGAGAUUGUAAGGGUUGUUCCAAGACCCACCAUUUUAGAAAACAUGACACUUGAGGAGAUGAAGGAAGUUUUUGGUCAGCUUCCUGAGGCGUUGAGCUUACUUGCCCUAGCUAGGACGUCAGAUGGAACCCGAGCUCGGUAUUCUAGAUUGUACAGGACUCUUGCCAUGAAGGUUCCAGCACUCAGGGACCUUGUUGGGGAGCUUGAAAAGGGAGGAGAACUUAAAGACGUCAAGUCAUGAUUGUCAUGCAGAACUUUUAAAACAAAUACCUCUCAUUUGUUGUACUUGGGAGUUUGUUUUAAAAGUCCUUACUCCAUUGCUAGAGGUUUGGGCUGGUGCAGAAUUUGAACUGUUGUAAAAAAACUAUCCUUCUAAUGUAUGUCUUAACGUUUUCUGGAAUUGUACAUGUAUGAUUCUAUGCAUUUCUAUACUUGCUAUGUAUAGAAAGUAUAGUGCAGGGGCUGUAUUUGGUUUGAUGUUUUGUAAAUUGUCUCGGGUCAAGAAGAGGGUGAUGCUUGUGUUGUUUUCA
Messenger RNA from Daucus carota subsp. sativus, 4344 nucleotides. Its product is annotated as kinesin-like protein KIN-14B. The record is from RefSeq and is a predicted model, not a curated record. Gene Ontology annotation, molecular function: microtubule motor activity; microtubule binding; ATP binding. NCBI's taxonomy places the organism in Eukaryota, Viridiplantae, Streptophyta, Magnoliopsida, Apiales, Apiaceae. Gene Ontology annotation, cellular component: microtubule cytoskeleton. The transcript is spliced from 23 exons. The coding region runs from base 177 to 4055 and encodes 1292 amino acids. Gene Ontology annotation, biological process: microtubule-based movement.